This is a messenger RNA of Topomyia yanbarensis, 1048 nucleotides long. RefSeq names its product 27 kDa hemolymph protein-like. The transcript has 5 exons. Lineage: Eukaryota; Metazoa; Arthropoda; Insecta; Diptera; Culicidae. The record is from RefSeq and is a predicted model, not a curated record. The coding region runs from base 172 to 963 and encodes 263 amino acids.
AUAAAACGCGAUUAACCCAGUGCCGGUUAGUGCAUUUCUUCUCCGCAGGCGGAUCGCAGCAGUGAGGGCAGGAAGGUUCAAACAGUGUACAAACUCGGUCGGUCUCACGUUAACGUCUCUCCCGGUUUUCGGUUGAUAAUACAUAGUGUGAAACAAAACACGACAAACAUCAUGACCACUAAGCUACUAUCGCUGCUGAUCGUAGCAGCUAUAGGCCCCAUCAUCAUACUGGCCGACGACACGAACCAGAUCGACAUUGACAAAUUCCGUCAGCAUUUGCCGGCCAACCUACAGAAUCUAUCGAUGCCGAAUUUUGACGAGAUCGAAAGCGCUCUGAAGGAAAAAUGCGUCAAAGCUGGCGGUUCGGAGGCUUCCUACGAGCAGGUUAAACAAGGUGCCACCGAUCUGGCCAACUGCAUAAAAGGUCUAGUCGAUGUGGAUCAGUUUCGGCGAGAGGUAGAGGAGGCGAAACCGACCGGCGAUUUGGAUACUGUUUUCAACAAGUACUGCCGCAAGCGGAAUACUUUACUGGAAUGUGUCAAUACGUUUUCCAACACGAUCGACCCGUGCCUUGAUGAGGAGGAGGAACGCCAUAAAAGCUACGGUGUGGAUGUGUUCAAGAAUCUGCUGAACUUUGUCUGCCAUAAGGAUGGAGAUCAAAUUGCACUUUUCAUCGCUGAGAAAGGACCUGAAUGUUUCCUGGAACAGAAAGACGACUUGAUCAAGUGUAUCAAUGAUACCUUUUCGGGAUACCUAACAGAUGUUGACAUGUCAACUACAACCGUUCCAAAGUUGGUUAUCGGACCGAAGCAGUGCGAAGACUUUACCAAGUUGCAAAAUUGUCUGGUUCGUGAACUGGAGCAAUGCGAGGAAUCCACUCCAGCCAAUUUGGUCGAAUCGCUGUUCAGAUUUAUUCGAAAGGGUUCGCCUUGUGAUCCAAAGGGAAAGACUGGACGCAGAUAGUCUGUAGUUAGGAAUUCUGUAAUUGUGAUGAGAAAUAGUAAACCAACAAUGAAUAAAGGACUUUUUUAGCAGAGAACACACAAAA